CGCUCCUCCCGUCCUCCCCCAAAACCCCCCCUCCCCACCAUCCAGUCUCCUUCUCUCUCUCCACAUCUCGGGACAAGAAAGCCAUCGAAUCCGAGAUCGCCGGGCGGGGAGUGAGGUAAGCGGGAGCCCAUGUCUGGGAAGAUGCUGGGGAAGCGGCAGAGGAGCCAGGGGACCAUGCACCGGACGACCAGCAUGGCGUCGGUGCCGGCGGCGGCGAAGCAGGGGCGGCGCCAUGUGGUGGAAGGGCCACCACGGGCGCCGCCCGCCUCCCUGCUCGCUGGAGGAGGCCCCGCCACCGCCGCCGCCGCCGACCACGGCGGAGUCGAGACGGCGGCGUUCUUGAAGAACUGCGCCCUGUGCGGCCGCGACCUCGGCCCUGGCAAGGACACCUACAUCUACAGAGGGGAGGUGGCAUUCUGCAGCAAGGAGUGCAGGGAGUGUGUGAUCGAGUACUACGAGCGCAAGGAGCGCAAUUGCUCCCUCACUUCCAUCAAGGACACCCCGGCUGUCUCCGGCGCCAGCGGCUCCGACCAGUCCGGCGCCAGCGGCAGUGAGACCGUCGCCGCCGCUUAGCCGGCCGCCGGCUGCAGGAGGAGGGGGGCGAGGGAGUGUCUCCGGAGGUCUUGGCUCGUCCCUGCAGAUAGGAACAACAAACACCAUCAAAUCCAUUCGCUUCAGCCUAGCUUAGACUGUGCAGGGCGUGUGCCAUGUGGUACAUGUCAUGUUACAGGCUUUUGUAAAUACAGCUUAGCUAUUAGCUCGCUCAGAUGAAUGUGCCGGGCGGUCGUAACUGAUGAUGAUGAUGAAUCAUGGUUUCCUUUCAUGUGUAAAGGAGAACACCAUCACCUGAACUUGGGGUGAUUGCAACAGCAGAUUGCACAAAUCUUCUCUCUCUUUUGUGGUGAUCACCCUUUCUGCUCUUAA
Molecule: messenger RNA, 924 nt
Organism: Oryza sativa Japonica Group (Japanese rice)
Lineage: Eukaryota; Viridiplantae; Streptophyta; Magnoliopsida; Poales; Poaceae
Product: FCS-Like Zinc finger 3
Source: RefSeq, a predicted model, not a curated record